AUGGAGGCUGCUUCUCUCAUCUGGGGUGAUGCGUAUCAGUUCAACGUCUUUCCAAAACUCAAAUCUUCGUCAAGUGCAGCUGGUGGUGAUGUCCAGUGGGGACCCUCUCGACCCGAGAAGCUGUCCGCGUCAUCAGAGACAGCUCGCAACCAACGCAGUGAUCUUGCUCCUGUGUCAGCAGGGCUGGCUCCCGCCAAGAAACGUCUGAGUUGGAAGACCCCUUCCGUGGCGGGGGCUGGACUGCAGAACACGGGGAACACUUGCUACGUGAAUGCAGCGCUGCAGUGUCUGACACACACGCCACCCCUGGCCAGCUCUAUGCUGUCCCGGCAGCACUGGAAAGUCUGUCAGAAGCAGGCCUUCUGCAUGGUAUGUGCUAUGCAAGCUCACGUGACCCGCGCCCUCCUUCAUCCUGGAGAGGUGAUCAAGCCCCGGCAGGACCUGGUCACCAGCUUCCACAGAGACCAGCAAGAAGACGCCCAUGAGUUUCUGAUGUUCACACUGAAUGCCAUGCAGCAGGUGUGCCUGAACGGGUAUGAGCUGUCAGAUCGUCACUCUGAGGACACCUCCCUCGUCCCUCGCAUCUUUGGAGGCUCCUGGAGAUCUCAAAUCCAGUGUCUCCACUGCCUAGGUGUUUCAGACACUUUUGACCCUUAUCUAGACAUCACCCUGGACAUCUCUGCAGCUCAGAGUGUGAACCAAGCUUUGAGAGAGUUGGUGAAGCCCGAACAGCUGGAUGGUGAAAAUUCCUACCACUGUAGUGUUUGUCUCAGGAAGGUGCCUGCUACCAAGAGGCUGACUUUGCACAGAGCCUCCAAGGUCCUCAUCCUUGUGCUGAAAAGGUUCACAGAUUUCACAGGCGGCAAAAUGGGUAAGAAAGUGUGCUACCCCGAGUGCCUUGACCUGAGCCCCUACAUGUCUGAGCAGGAGGCAGGGCCCCUUGACUACGUGCUCUACGCCGUGCUGGUCCACUCGGGGUGGAGCUGUCACAGAGGACAUUAUUUCUGUUACGUCAAAGCUGGAAACGGCCAGUGGUACAGAAUGGACGAUGCCAAGGUAACCGCCUGUGAUGUUACUUCUGCCCUGAGCCAAAGUGCCUACGUCCUCUUCUACGUCCAGAAGAGUGAGCUGGAGGGAGACGGCGGGGGAGUGUCCACAGGUCAGGAAGCAGCCUCCCUGGGGGCUGAGCCCGCAGGCCUGGCCGCCGCCCACCGGGAGCCUGACAGAGACUCCAGUGUCAGAGUUCCUGGGUCGGAGGAGCAACUGGAGGAAACAGAAACCCCAGAAGUCACCUUAGAGCAGUGGAGGUGCCUCCAAGAACUCAGCCGCCCUAAGCCUGAAUUCAGCCUCAGGAAGGUUGACUCUGACGUGCCCGCAGAUGCAGUGGUGAUUCACCAGUCGAAAUAUGGAGAUAGGAUGAGAAUGAAACAGCCCGAACAGGACACCUGCCAGCCCAGUCCUUCAGGCAGGGAGGCCCCAGCUCAGGGGCCAAUAGUUAUUGGCAGCAUCCCUUGUCUCAGAGGGAAGCCCAGAGCCUCCAAGAAAAAGGGCAAGAAGAAGCAGAGGUCUGCGGGUGCCCUGCAGUAA
This is a messenger RNA of Vicugna pacos (alpaca), 1587 nucleotides long. RefSeq names its product ubiquitin carboxyl-terminal hydrolase 17-like protein 6. The record is from RefSeq and is a predicted model, not a curated record. Gene Ontology annotation, cellular component: nucleus; cytosol. Gene Ontology annotation, biological process: protein deubiquitination; regulation of apoptotic process. Gene Ontology annotation, molecular function: cysteine-type deubiquitinase activity. NCBI's taxonomy places the organism in Eukaryota, Metazoa, Chordata, Mammalia, Artiodactyla, Camelidae.